Messenger RNA from Aspergillus affinis, 273 nucleotides. Its product is annotated as DASH complex subunit DAD4. Gene Ontology annotation, cellular component: mitotic spindle; DASH complex. The transcript is spliced from 4 exons. Lineage: Eukaryota; Fungi; Ascomycota; Eurotiomycetes; Eurotiales; Aspergillaceae. Gene Ontology annotation, biological process: attachment of spindle microtubules to kinetochore. The record is from RefSeq and is a predicted model, not a curated record. Bases 1 to 273 code for a protein of 90 amino acids.
AUGGAAAGUCCACACGAACAUCAGCAGGCUCUGCUGCUCCAGCGGAUCAUCAACAACAUUGUAUAUUAUCAACGAUGGAUCUUGCUCGGCAUGCCAUUAUUAACGAAUAUUCAGGAGAAACUCAACGAGUCGGUCAUGGUGAUGAACAAGAGUCUCCAAGAGGUCAAUAUCCAGAACAUGAACGUCGAGCUUGUUGCGCAGAUGUUCAAGAACUACCAGUCCAAUGUCCUUUUCCAUCUUGAAGCCACGGAGAAUUUCAAGGAGUCAUCUUAA